Messenger RNA from Neospora caninum, 357 nucleotides. RefSeq lists its product as hypothetical. The record is from RefSeq and is a predicted model, not a curated record. The transcript has 2 exons. Gene Ontology annotation, biological process: actin filament depolymerization. Gene Ontology annotation, molecular function: actin filament binding. Bases 1 to 357 code for a protein of 118 amino acids. Gene Ontology annotation, cellular component: actin cytoskeleton; cytoplasm. Lineage: Eukaryota; Apicomplexa; Conoidasida; Eucoccidiorida; Sarcocystidae.
AUGGCGUCCGGAAUGGGUGUUGACGAGAACUGCGUCUCACUUUUCAACGAACUGAAGAUCCGGAAGACGGUCAAGUGGAUCAUCUUCAAAAUCGACAGCACGAAGAUUGUUGUCGAGAAGGACGGAAAGGGCAAUGCAGACGAGUUCAAGGCUGGUUUGCCCGCGAAUGAUUGCCGAUUUGGAGUGUAUGAUUGCGGCAACAAGAUCCAGUUCGUUCUCUGGUGCCCCGACAACGCGCCUGUGAAGCCGAGAAUGACGUAUGCGUCAUCGAAGGACGCUCUCCUCAAGAAGUUGGAUGGCGCAACCGCCGUCGCACUGGAAGCUCAUGAAAUGAGCGACCUUGCAUCCCUCGCAUAA